UCACCAAUGACAACGUUUUCUAGGCUGAUCCAAUGUUGAUUAUCCUUUUUUGUCAUGGGGUACACUAUGGAUUUAUAGGAUAAUAGCUUACAAAUUAAUAGGCUACAUAGCUUACAAAUUCCAGUCUAAUUUGUAUAGUAAAUGGAAAGAUAUCAUUUUUACUUGAAAUUGAAUUUAUCAGACAUGGAAAAAAGUUUUGAAGUGUACUGGAAAAGAAACAUUUUAACAGUAGAUAUUAUAUUGCAUUACAUCUGUUAUAUUAUUCUUCUUAUAUGUGGUAAAAUACAUAUAUGUCUACAUUAGGCGAGUUCUAUCUUAUCUUGAUAAAUAAAGGUGCCAGAUGUUAAAUAAAUAAACAAAUAAAUACGUGUGUAUAAAAGACUAUAAUAGAAAUUAAAUCUGUAUAUGUGAACAUGGAAAUAACAAUUAUUUAAAAUUCGAAACGUGACACGAAGCAUAAACAUAAAAGAAAAUUUGAUUUGUGUUCUGAAGUGUGAAUGCUAUUGUAUAGAAAUUUCAGACAUUAUAUAUGUCGAUUUGCGUUAUCGUUUGACUAACAUGUUAAUGCAAUGUAUGAUUUUGUAAACAAUCAUGGCCGAUAUCAAUAAUAAGAUAAAAUAUGAAAAAGGAUAAAACUAAAAAAAAAAAAAAUGUGCAUAUAUGUAUAUAGACAAAACUGUCCUUAACAGGACAGUCACAGUCUGCCCCUAUUUAAAUCCCUUCAAACUCAAAGGACCCAAUUCAAGAGAAAUGAAUUCCUCCGACGUCAACUUCUCCCUACUCCAAAACCAACCAAAUGUUCCAGCUGAAUUCUUCUGGCCGGAAAAAGACGUUGCCCCUUCAGAAGGCGACCUCGACCUCCCAAUCAUCGACUUGAGUGGGUUCUUGAAUGGCAAUGAGGCCGAGACGCAACUUGCAGCUAAGGCAGUGAGAGAAGCGUGCAUGGCUCAUGGUACGUUUCUAGUGGUCAAUCAUGGCUUCAAGUCAGGCUUAGCUGAAAAGGCGCUUGAGAUAUCGAGUUUGUUCUUUGGGCUAUCCAAGGAUGAGAAGCUAAAGGCUUAUAGGAUCCCGGGGAAUAUCUCUGGCUAUACUGCGGGUCAUAGCCAGAGAUUCUCCUCCAAUCUUCCAUGGAAUGAGACUUUGACUUUGGCAUUCAAAAAAGGGCCACCCCAUGUUGUUGAGGAAUUCCUAACCUCAAGGCUAGGCAACCAUCGUCAAGAGAUCGGUCAAGUGUUCCAAGAAUUUUGUGAUGCAAUGAACGGAUUGAUUAUGGAUUUGAUGAAGCUACUAGGAAUAAGUAUGGGUUUAAAAGACAGGACAUACUACCGGAGAUUCUUCGAAGAUGGAAGUGGCAUCUUUAGAUGCAACUAUUAUCCGCCGUGCAAGCAGCCAGAGAAAGCCCUUGGUGUUGGUCCCCAUAAUGACCCAACGGCUAUAACCGUUUUGCUUCAAGACGAUGUUGUGGGCUUAGAGGUCUUUGCUGGAGAUAGGUGGCAGACCGUGCGGCCUCGUCCUGGUGCUCUUGUCGUCAACGUUGGAGACACCUUCAUGGCAUUGUCAAAUGGAAACUACAAGAGUUGUUACCAUAGGGCAGUGGUAAACAAGGAGAAAGUGAGAAGGUCACUAGUGUUCUUCUCUUGUCCUAGAGAAGACAAGACCAUCGUACCUCCUCCUGAACUUGUUGAAGGCAAAGAAGCUUCUAGACAGUACCCUGACUUUACUUGGGCUCAGCUUCAGAAAUUUACCCAGUCUGGCUAUCGAGUCGAUAACACCACUCUCCAUAACUUCUCUUCGUGGCUCGUCUCUAACUCCGACAAGAAAUCAACUUGAUUUCAGCUUUCUCUCUUCAUAUUUCCCG
This is a messenger RNA of Arabidopsis lyrata subsp. lyrata, 1858 nucleotides long. RefSeq names its product gibberellin 20 oxidase 5. Gene Ontology annotation, molecular function: gibberellin 20-oxidase activity. The transcript has 3 exons. The record is from RefSeq and is a predicted model, not a curated record. The coding region runs from base 661 to 1830 and encodes 389 amino acids. Lineage: Eukaryota; Viridiplantae; Streptophyta; Magnoliopsida; Brassicales; Brassicaceae. Gene Ontology annotation, biological process: flower development; response to light stimulus; gibberellin biosynthetic process.